This is a messenger RNA of Nicotiana attenuata, 1164 nucleotides long. RefSeq lists its product as uncharacterized. The transcript is spliced from 2 exons. Lineage: Eukaryota; Viridiplantae; Streptophyta; Magnoliopsida; Solanales; Solanaceae. The coding region runs from base 290 to 922 and encodes 210 amino acids. The record is from RefSeq and is a predicted model, not a curated record.
GUGUGUAUUUUACCCUUUAAUACCUUUUUUCUUCAUUGAUUUAGCUUUGUUUGAUUCAUUGAUUCACAAAUUUGAUUCCUUCCCAUGAAAUUUCACAAAUGGUCCCUAAUUGUGGACGGGAAGUGUUGAUGGCGACCAAAAUAUUAGUGACGAUUUAGUCAAUUUUCCCAAUCUUUGAGAUUUUCCAGAGUCCAAAAAACAACAACGACAAUAACGACAACAAUUCUACACAAGCCUUUUUUAGACAUCGUGUUGAGUGACAAGAGAAAAGGUGUAGCGAUAAGCUAAAAUGGAUUCGAUUACAACAACGCCUGUUCCUGCUUCAGACAUUCCAAUUCAACAAGGUAACAAUCGGACAAUGUCUCGUAGGCUUUCUGCUCGUUUUCCUUCAUCCAAGGAUGCCACGUACCCGGAUGACAUAGUAAACGAAUUCGGCCAAUCGCCAUUAUCUGGAUCGAGAAGAGGGAUGGAUCCAGGCACCAGAAGCAGAACAUUGAAUAGAAAUUCAAGUCGAGCUCAGAGAGGAAGCGCGAGUGCAAGGUUUGACCCGUCAAUGUCAAUGAGAGGAUCAAAUGUUGAAAAUGAUGACGAGUAUGAGGAGGAGAGUGCGGAAGAAGGGGAGGAAACAUCGAAAGAAGGAGAGGAGCCAGUGAGAAUGUCGUUGAUGGCGUUGUUAGCAGAGUCUGAGGGAUCGUCGUAUAUGAUGGGAGAGGACGAGGACGAGGAUGAGGAUGACGGUGGUGGUGACGUCGGAGGUGGAGAAAAUAAUAGUUGUUGUGUUUGCAUGGUUAGACAUAAGGGUGCAGCAUUUGUACCUUGUGGACAUUCAUUUUGCAGGUUAUGUUCAAGGGAACUUUGGGUUGAAGGAGGUAAUUGCCCACUUUGCAACAAUUUCAUAUUGGAAAUUCUAGACAUUUUCUGAUUAAGUCAUCAAAUAUUGAUCCAAUUUUUACAUAUUCACAAUUACUCUGCAAAUUUUGUCAAUUUAGAUUCAUGUUGUUAUUUCUUUUUCUUCUCUUUUUCUUGUUUUUUGCAUUUUCCUCUUAUUUUUCUGAGAGUGUAUCUAGUAGCACUUGAAAUGUCCAUUGUGAUUGCAUUUUCUCCUUUUGUAUAUUAACUCAAUUUGCUUGUCUUGUAUGAAAACUUAUAUUGAGCACCAAUACA